ACCAUUUAACUCUAGGCUUUGUUGAGCUGCAUCAUGAGCACAAAGUCCGGAUAUGAGGAGCCACUUUCGCAGUAUAGACCUCUGAGGAUAUAAUUCAUUUGUUUAGCUGACAUGCCAGUUUGUUUAUUGGAAGCACAGAGUAUACUGUGCCAUCCGUGUUUGUGGGCCCCCUAGUGGCCGCAGAGCCCCAAGCAGUCCUUUAUCGUGCAUUUGGGAAAACGGCACUGACUGCAUAAUGUUGAUUUGAUUGACAGCAAUAUUAGUAAUAAAAUAAUCAAGGGACACAUGAUUGUGAUUCUAACAAAACACGCAUACAGAAAAACUGAAUGCAAGGGUCGCUUUUGUUUACUAAAAACUCAAAAAUAAAUCCAAUGUAGUCACGUGGUAUGUUUUUCCAGCUAGCUCGGCUCAUUGCAGUCCAUUCUUCCUGUCAAUCAAAGACAAAAGCAUUUAAUCGUUUUUCUUUGAUGUUGUCAAUGCAGGGCGGUAUUGAACAUCUGUGUGGUGUGUGUUAGAUAAGGUCUCUACAAAGAGCUAAAACAAAUAAGAUAAUCUUAAAAAGAAAAAAAAACAAACUUAUCUAAUCAUGCACACUGGGGGCCCUGCCACUUAAAUCGAACUAUGGUUGAGCGAUACUGCAGAUUUUGGUAUCAAUCCAAUACAAAGUCUACUAAAUGCAGGGACACUUUUGCCAAUUCUGAUACUUUUUAUUUGAAUUUUUUUGUUUUUACUUGAAAUUUUUCAAGAUUCUUGAAUGAUUUUGUGAUUUCCCAUUUGUAGAUCAUGAUUAGAAUUAGAAUAAAACAGGACAGAGAUGUUUGGCAAUCAAAAAAACCAAAAUUAUCAAAAUUGUAUGUAGUGAUACCCACGAAACCAUACAAUUAUUCAACAUAUACUACAUAUAAUAGUUUGAGCAAUAACUCAAAAGUGAAACUACCAUUGGCUCUCAUUCAAAUCCUUCAGCUUUUUGCCCCAAAGCCCCCCUAACUGCAAGAACGUACUACCAAUAGUAUUUUGAUAUAACAAUAUUAACAAUGUAACAGCGACAAAAACAGAUUAAAUGAAUAAACAUACAGUAGAAGAGACACAAAUAAUAACCUCAUUCUAGUAUCGAUUCGAUACAGACACCACUCUUGUAUUGAUCCUAUCGAUAUUUGGAUCGAUCCGCCACAACUAUUAGCAGUGACGGCGAGCGACGCACACAGCUGAGUCUAGUUAAGUCGUGAAGGACCAGCGUCACCAUGAUUGGUGUCCUCGACCUGUUGGUGUUUGUCCUCGGCGUGUGCGCUCUUCCAAGCGUAGAGGACACAAACAGCCAGGAGCGGCUCCUCCUCGCUGCCAUGGGGCUCUCCGAGCGGCCCCGGCCCGCCGAAGGCCCCCGAGCCCGGCGCCACGUCCCCCCCGCGUUCUGGAAGAUGUUCCGGAAGUCGGACCACGUCCAGGCCCAGGAGAGCGACCCAUGCACGGUGUCAGAGUACGGCGUCCGCGGCAACAUCAUCCGAUACGUGCAAGACCAAGGACGGCUGGUGUCUGGUCCAGGGGGGGCAUGUGCGGCCUGUGUGGACCAGCAUCUGUUCUUCAACAUGUCGAUUCUAGAAUCAGUCGAGGUGUUGUCUCUGGCCCGGUUGCACUUGCACUUCCUGUGGAGAUCCAGCAGUCCGAUGGCACUGCUGCAAGCUCCUCCCACCAUCAGUGCCGUUCUGUACAAGGUGGUCAGGGCCACACUGAAGGGAGUUGACCCUCGGGCCAACCGUCGGCUGCUGCUGUCGCAGACGGUCCAGCUGCUUUCAGAACCAGUCUCCGUCACCUUGGAUGUCACUUUGCUGACAGACUGCUGGCGCCGCCUGGCCCGUAACUAUGGUCUGCUGCUGGAGCUGCGCCCUUUCGGGGCCGACCCGCAGAAGCCUCUUACCCCGUUCGAGUCGUCCUCGCCUGCGCCUCUUGUCCGGGCCUCGCUGGUGGUGGUAUCGCUCAACCCGAACCAGUGCCGAUCCCGUCAGAGAAGGAGCGCCAUCCGUCCCCUGGUGUCGCCCAGCAAUGUGUGCAAGGCGCGCCGCCUCUACAUUGAUUUCAAGGACGUGGGCUGGCAGGACUGGAUCAUUGCCCCUCAGGGCUACUUGGCCAACUACUGUCAUGGAGAGUGCCCCUUCCCGCUCAGCGAGAGUCUCAACGGAACCAACCAUGCUAUCCUGCAGACCCUGGUCCACUCACUAGACCCACACGGCACACCGCAGCCAUGCUGUGUCCCCAUUCGCUUCUCACCUGUCUCUAUGUUGUAUUAUGACAACAACGACAACGUGGUGCUGCGUCACUACCAGGACAUGGUGGUAGAUGAAUGUGGCUGUCGAUGACCACCCCGCCGCUGCUUCCCUUUUGCUGCCGACUUUGU
This is a messenger RNA of Dunckerocampus dactyliophorus (ringed pipefish), 2389 nucleotides long. It is a transcript of the gene gdf3, whose product is annotated as growth differentiation factor 3. Bases 1242 to 2351 code for a protein of 369 amino acids. Gene Ontology annotation, biological process: SMAD protein signal transduction; BMP signaling pathway. NCBI's taxonomy places the organism in Eukaryota, Metazoa, Chordata, Actinopteri, Syngnathiformes, Syngnathidae. Gene Ontology annotation, cellular component: extracellular region. The transcript is spliced from 2 exons. Gene Ontology annotation, molecular function: cytokine activity; growth factor activity. The record is from RefSeq and is a predicted model, not a curated record.